This is a messenger RNA of Gadus chalcogrammus (walleye pollock), 1173 nucleotides long. It is a transcript of the gene lhx4, whose product is annotated as LIM homeobox 4. Lineage: Eukaryota; Metazoa; Chordata; Actinopteri; Gadiformes; Gadidae. Gene Ontology annotation, cellular component: nucleus. The coding region runs from base 1 to 1173 and encodes 390 amino acids. Gene Ontology annotation, molecular function: DNA-binding transcription factor activity, RNA polymerase II-specific; RNA polymerase II transcription regulatory region sequence-specific DNA binding. The transcript has 6 exons. The record is from RefSeq and is a predicted model, not a curated record. Gene Ontology annotation, biological process: regulation of transcription by RNA polymerase II; neuron differentiation.
AUGAUGCAGAGUGCGACGGUGCUGCAGACAGAGAGUCCCGUGAAGGGUUUACCGGAGAUUCUUGGCGUGCAAAUGCAACAGAUCCCUCAGUGCGCUGGGUGCAGCCAGCACAUCCUGGACAAGUUCAUCCUCAAGGUGCUGGACAGACACUGGCACUCCAAGUGCCUCAAGUGUGCCGACUGUCAGACACCACUGGCGGACAAGUGCUUCUCGCGGGCGGGAAACGUCUACUGCAAAGAUGACUUCUUCAAGCGUUUCGGAACAAAGUGUGCGUCGUGCCAACAGGGGAUCCCUCCGACGCAGGUGGUGCGGAAGGCCCAGGACUUUGUGUACCACCUGCACUGCUUCGCCUGCGUGAUGUGCAGCCGGCAGCUGGCCACCGGGGACGAGUUCUACCUGAUGGAGGACGGGAGGCUGGUCUGCAAGGAGGACUACGAGACCGCCAAGCAGAACGAUGAUUCCGAGGCGGGAGCGAAGCGACCCCGGACCACUAUCACGGCCAAGCAGCUGGAGACGCUGAAGAGCGCCUACAAGACGUCGCCCAAGCCCGCCAGACACGUCCGGGAGCAGCUGUCCUCGGAGACCGGCCUGGACAUGAGAGUGGUGCAGGUGUGGUUUCAGAACCGGCGGGCGAAGGAGAAGCGACUGAAGAAGGACGCCGGGCGACACCGCUGGGGCCAGUUCUACAAGAGCGUCAAGCGCAACCGGGGCGGCACCAAGGUGGAGAAGGAGAGCUCGGCGGACGACGCGGGGCUCAGCGACAGCGAGCUCAGCUUCAGAGACGACCAGAUCCUGUCCGACCUGGGCCACACCAACGGGCUGUACGGCAGCGUGGGCGACGUGGCCAACGGCGGCAUGCUGAACGGCAGCUUCUCGCUCGACGGCGGCGGCGGCCAGGGGUACCACGACAUCCGGGCCGGCAGCCCGUACGGCCUGCCCCAGUCGCCCUCCUCCAUCACCUCCCUGCCCGGCCACACCCCGCUGCUGAACAACCUGGCCUUCAGCAUGGAUAGUCUGGUGGCCCAGGGGGGGCAAGGCGGGGUGGGGCAGGCCCUGAGGGCCAUGGCCGGGGGGCCCACCUCAGACCUGUCCACGGGCAGCAGUACGGGGUACCCGGACUUCCCCACCAGCCCGGCGUCCUGGCUGGACGAGAUGGACCAUUCGCAGUUCUGA